AUGGUAAAUAAUGAUCCUCACAUUAUGGUGUCAUUUUAGAAAAGCAACUAUUAUUAAAUAAAACUAAAUUUAGAAUAUAUCAAAACCUUCAUUUCUGAGGAGUUUAAUUUCUAAUUUGAUAUAAAUAUGUCUUUAAAUAAUCUGAAAUAUGAGAAUAUUUUUUGGAAUAAGGAAAUAAGAUUUGAAAUGAAGAUUUGUUUUAUGUAAAUAGCCACUAGGAAAACAAGUAGUUAAGUUUGAGUUUAAAGUUAGAUUAGAAUAAUUUGAAUGGUUUUACUUGA
Messenger RNA from Paramecium octaurelia, 281 nucleotides. NCBI's taxonomy places the organism in Eukaryota, Ciliophora, Oligohymenophorea, Peniculida, Parameciidae. The record is from the annotation of a GenBank genome assembly.